CGCAUCUUUCCCCCAUUGAACUGAUACAUUCAUCAUGUCCCGAUUAAGCUGUUUGUUUCUCUUUGCCACUUUGAUGUUCCAUAGACAAGCCAGCUGCGCUUGGGAAGAUGAAUCCGGCGAAGAGGAACCUAAAAUUGCUAGACCAGUCGUAGAUAAUUCAUUUCGGGCCCCUUAUAAAUUCGCUGCUUAUCCAUGGCAACAGUGGAGCUUUCCUUAUCCUGGCUAUGCGCCCCUCCAUCAGCCGAGUUUUCGAGUUCCACAAAUCAGCGAGGAGGCUGUCACUGUCUAUUCUCGCCACACUCCAGGAUUCACGCAGAGCUGCCGGUCGUCGUGCACGGGAGAAAAGGGCAAUUGUUUCGAUACUGCCACCUGCUCUGCAUUGGGAGGCAGGGCCAGUGGCGACUGUCUAGGCGGCAAUGUUUGUUGCAUCAACGUGGUGAACACCUGUCACGGUAAACACUUGCGUCACAGUGAUGCGAUCACGCUCAACAACACUUACUGGCAAUCGUCGUUGAGGCCUAUCCCUGCUUCAUCCAGCUGCACGUUGACCGUGAAAUUAGAUUCGAGACCUGGGAACACGCCAGUCCCACCACUACCCUUCCCUCCCGUGCCUGUGUGUCAAGUACGUUUGAGUUUCUUGGUGUUCACAAUCUCUCAGCCGGAUUCGGAAUCCGUCUGCAGUGGGGACUACUUCGAAGUGGUCGGAGCCACUAACACAGUCCCGAAUAUUUGCGGAUUUAACGAUGGCCAGCACAUGUAUUUGCAUGUGCCACCAUCGGAUGUGACGCCAACAGAUUUGCAAUUGACAUUUAACUUUGGUUCGUCUGACAUCGAGACCCGCGCAUGGAACAUUUUGAUUUCCAUGAUCCCCUGCGGUUCUCCUAGAUUAGCUCCAGCGGAUUGCCUGCAAUAUUUCACCACCAGAUCAGGAAUCGUUCAGACGUUCAACUGGAGAGAUGUGGUCGGUACGGCCACCCGACAGUUAUCAAAUCAAGACUACAGCAUCUGUUUCCGAUCAGCGCCAUAUUCUCCUAGGCAAUUGUGCUUGACGCCAUGCACGGUGGUCACGACGCAGAAGCCAUUUAGCCUUAGCACAUCCUCUUCGUUGACGUUGGUAAACACGGUGAAUGUUACUUCACCAUUGCCCGAUGUUAGUCAAUCGGGAUCCCUCGAUUGCAAUAAUGACUUCAUCGUCAUUCCGGGCGGAUUCAAUAUCGGCAAUCCUGCACCAGUUGCGAAUAUGGCCUUUGAUCGUUACUGCGGAGAGAGGCUGAACGCUCUCCCUAGAAACAACGCAUCCACAACUGUUUGCACCACUGCAACGCCAUUCAGAGUGUUGUAUCGCACGAACCGGGACGAGACGCUGAGUUUCCCGACAGCGGAUGCUGCGUUGAAUUCCAUUCCUGCCAAUGGAAACCGUGGAUUCUGUCUCAAUUUCAGACUUCAAUAAUAACAUUGAAUUCCCUUUUUUUACUGGUGGUGAAGGGCACACACGAUUUCCACGUAUAUUUUAAUCUAUCCUCAGUUUAAAAGAUCGUGUAAAACCUUAUCUAUACUGACACAUUGGUGCUGUUCUGGUCUUAAUGAAAUAAAUACUUUGAAAAAUCA
This is a messenger RNA of Daphnia carinata, 1608 nucleotides long. RefSeq lists its product as uncharacterized. The transcript is spliced from 8 exons. NCBI's taxonomy places the organism in Eukaryota, Metazoa, Arthropoda, Branchiopoda, Diplostraca, Daphniidae. The record is from RefSeq and is a predicted model, not a curated record. Bases 35 to 1450 code for a protein of 471 amino acids.